CAGGGAAUGUACCAGACUGCUCCCGAUGCAGUCAGGGGAAAACAUAAAACAGAAUAAGCGUUUUCUGGGGGAACAUAUUUCAUGCAAGUUAUUAAAAGCAUUGGAAAUUUAUUGAGAAUCACCGCGAGGUCGAAUUAUACAUGACCCAUAGAUGCCGCCGGACGGUGGUCAGUCAACAGUAACACGGCUGUAUGAUCCUGCACGCCGUCAGGGCACGACUCAUGAUCAAGCGACCCACUGUGGCGUCAUCACAAACGGGUAGAUGGCGUAAACGACGCUCAAGUGCCGUAAGGACUCUAGUUGCUGAGACCCUUGUGCUAGCCAAGACGCAUGGCUACGUGGAGAAGAUUGAAGAUGAAUUAGAACGGGAAUUACAAAGGGACAUCAGAGAUCCGCCCGAGGAAAAAUUCCACAGAUGGCGACGCAAGGGGGACGCGAUAUUCAAGAGCAAACAUGUUUUAUUGGCUGUAGUUAUAAUGUGCAUAGCAGACUGCGCAUUAGUACUUGGCGAACUAGCUCUCGAUUUAUAUAAAGUUAAAGCAACAUUGGAUGAUUCAGACAAACUCACAAAUGAGACAGAACGCUUCCUCUCCGAGAUAGUGAUGUACCAUCCGAUUCUUAGCAACCGGUCAGUUAGCGACAUCUAUUCCAUGCUUCUGGAUGCUCGUAUUAUCUGGCCAAUCAGGACGAAUAACUCUACUGAGGACGAUGACUUAACUGACAUACCCAUCGACUUUGUAUGCCCUGAUGAGCAUUCGUCCAUCAAUGUGUCUAAUAUUUGGAUCAGGGAGCAGUUAGUGAGAAAGAUCAAUAACUCAUCUUUUGUAGCAGAAAACGUGGACUCAUUUCCUCAUUUGAAAACCAACCUUGAACUUAUUGGGAAUAUUGCUAAAAUUUUCCAUUACUGCAGUAUAACCCUAUUAACAAUCAUCUUAAUUGAGACCAUAUGCAAAGCAAUAUGUGCCGGGAGGAGUUUCUUUCAUCGAAAGAUAGAGGUAUUCGAUGCAUCCGUGGUGUUGAUUUCAUUUCUCCUAGACUUCUCGUUUCUGAUGUUUCUGCCCAACAUCGACACCAAGGAUUUCGUGUUCAUACUUGCCAUUUUACUACCAUGGAGAGUUAUACGAGUGGUUGAUAGUCUUAUAGUUUCUGUGAAGGAUCACGAACAUUUCCGAUUGAAACUGGUUUAUAAACGUAAGAAGAAAAUACAGGGUAAUCUCAGGGAUACAGAAGUGAUGCUACAAAAAUAUAUGACGCAAGUAACCGCGCUUCAGCGUUUAUGCAUUGAGGAAGGAAUUGAUGAGUGGAAGGUAGACAUGUAUCUAAAGAAUGAGGAAUUAUCUCUUCCGACAACUCCUGCAAAACGCAAAUUAAAAUUUAAAUUUGACGAUUCCAUUUGUAAUAUGCAAAACCAUAAUCGUGGUCCACGUUGCUCACUUCCGGUUCUUGAUUUCCACGGAUUAAAGCUCCCAUCCCGUCCCCGAUUUACGCUACCAGGUGUUGCACAAACCAUUAAACAUCACAUAUCGAAGAAUCUUCCAGGAACGCGACGUGCAUCCUUGGCCGCUAUGGAGCUUCAUGCCACAAGUUAUUCGAGUGGGGAUUUAUGCCGACGAAAGUUUGCAUCGGAUGAUUUAUGUACUAUGCACGAAGAAGAAUCCGAAAAUGAAGAUUCUCCGGAGUUAUCAAGGGCGACGUCGGAAUCUGGUGAUGUUGUCAGCAGGGUAUCAGUUUAUGACUCUAUAACGAGCGAUGGAAUAUUUGGACACUCGGUUUCCAAAAAUCGGAUUGACGCGGGCAGUUCUGAAAGUACUGAUGAAGAGUCGGAUACCAUGGCAAAAUUUAAGGAGAAGGCUAAACGUCGCAAUUCGGAAUCAACGAUUGACAAAAAUAAAGUGUCCGUGAAUUUCAACGAGUUUAAGAAUGUUAAAAAUUUUAAAACCCACGAUGCAAAAACUUUGACUUCGCCACAAACGUCUGUCAAUGGAUAUUCAGUCUCCGAUUUAAAAUCAAAAUGUGAUAGACAAAAUGUGAUUGACACAAUGGUUUGUGAAACGAUCGUGUCAAUUGUAAACGAGACCGAUACACAUUGCUCCACUGAACUCAUGCCGCUAUCUUCGUUCAGCAAUGAUAUUGCCGAAAACAAUAACAAACAUAAAGAACAAAAUAAUGCAUGCAAGAGGGAAAACGGUCAGUGCAACGGAAAAACCAAACCAAUAAAAGAUAAUGACAAAGUGGAUCUUUAAAGUAUGCACACAUUUGUCUUGAUGAUGGCCUUGACUACGGCUUUCUAUCAUAUUUAUCUGACCGUUUAUGUUUUGUUUAACCCGGUUUUUGUUGUUCCCAUUUUCACUUACAUAUUACUCAAACCAUACUUGUAAUCACUUUAAUCGAUUACCACUUAAAUUCUAUGUUUACAGCUGUUCUUACGUGUGUCUUGAACAUUUAUUUAAGAGUGACAAAAUGAGUCGUGUUCUUAGAAAA
Dreissena polymorpha is the source of this 2481-nucleotide messenger RNA. RefSeq lists its product as uncharacterized. Gene Ontology annotation, biological process: proton transmembrane transport. The record is from RefSeq and is a predicted model, not a curated record. Lineage: Eukaryota; Metazoa; Mollusca; Bivalvia; Myida; Dreissenidae. The transcript has 10 exons. The coding region runs from base 192 to 2243 and encodes 683 amino acids. Gene Ontology annotation, cellular component: plasma membrane. Gene Ontology annotation, molecular function: voltage-gated proton channel activity.